AUGCUAAUACUUCAUUCCAAAUGUCAACCGGAUGGCAACAUCACAAGUUUUCCUGGCUUACCUGGUGCUAAAGGACUUCCACCAGUUCCACAGAAACUACCAGGUGAGAGAGGACCACCUGGCCCAAUGGGUAUUCAAGGACCACAGGGACGGAGUGGAAACUUCGGUCCUGCUGGACCUCCUGGUGAUUCAGGGAUUUGGGGUCCAAAGGGUGAAAAAGGCAUGCCAGGUCUCCCUGGAAUACCAGGAAAUCCAGGCUUCCGUGGAGACCCUGGACAAAUGGGCCACCCUGGUCUACAAGGCGAAGAAGGGACGCGAGGGGGUCCUGGUUCAUCUGGUCCUAUCGGAAUGCCUGGCCGCAGUGUCAAUGUUGGCUACCUGCUGGUGAAGCACAGUCAGUCUGAGCAGAUUCCCAUGUGCCCUGUGGGCAUGUCCAAGUUAUGGGACGGUUACAGUCUUCUGUACUUUGAGGGACAGGAGAAGGCCCACAACCAAGAUCUUGGUCUAGCCGGGUCAUGUCUCCCCCGAUUUAACACCAUGCCCUUCCUAUACUGCAAUCCUGGAGACGUGUGCUACUAUGCCAGCCGCAAUGACAAAUCCUAUUGGCUGUCCACCACUGCACCAAUUCCCAUGAUGCCCGUGGAGGAGGCCGAAAUAAAACCAUACAUCAGCCGCUGCUCCGUGUGUGAAGCUCCAUCUGUGGCCAUCGCUGUACACAGUCAAGAUAUAACAAUCCCAAUGUGCCCAGCAGGCUGGAGAAGUCUCUGGAUUGGCUACUCCUUCCUUAUGCACACGGCAGCUGGAGAUGAAGGCGGCGGACAGUCUCUGGUGUCUCCAGGCUCCUGUCUAGAAGAUUUCCGCACCACUCCCUUCAUCGAGUGUAACGGGGCCAAGGGUACGUGCCACUACUUCGCCAACAAGCAGAGUUUCUGGUUGACAUCUAUCGAUCAGACCUUCCAGAGUUCCCCUUCCUCUGAGACACUGAAAGCCGGUCAGCUCUUGGCACGCAUCAGCCGCUGCCAAGUGUGUAUGAAGAACCUGUGAGCUGUUACCCAUCAACAUAUUUGACACUAUUGCAGCAAAGCAGCAUUAUAAUUAACUCGAGCAGAACGGGCCAUGCUAAUACUUCAUUCCAAAUGUCAACCGGAUGGCAACAUCACAAGUUAGGCUUUUAAAAUUACUUCAUGUAUUUAAUGUAUCACAUAUGAUGCC
Sinocyclocheilus grahami is the source of this 1212-nucleotide messenger RNA. Its product is annotated as collagen alpha-2(IV) chain-like. Gene Ontology annotation, cellular component: collagen trimer. The coding region runs from base 1 to 1044 and encodes 347 amino acids. Lineage: Eukaryota; Metazoa; Chordata; Actinopteri; Cypriniformes; Cyprinidae. Gene Ontology annotation, molecular function: extracellular matrix structural constituent. The transcript is spliced from 6 exons. The record is from RefSeq and is a predicted model, not a curated record.